Phytophthora infestans T30-4 is the source of this 1779-nucleotide messenger RNA. Its product is annotated as cell division protein kinase, putative. The transcript has 7 exons. NCBI's taxonomy places the organism in Eukaryota, Oomycota, Peronosporomycetes, Peronosporales, Peronosporaceae. Gene Ontology annotation, biological process: G1/S transition of mitotic cell cycle; regulation of gene expression; regulation of G2/M transition of mitotic cell cycle. Gene Ontology annotation, cellular component: cyclin-dependent protein kinase holoenzyme complex; cytoplasm; nucleus. Gene Ontology annotation, molecular function: cyclin binding; ATP binding; cyclin-dependent protein serine/threonine kinase activity. The record is from RefSeq and is a predicted model, not a curated record. Bases 37 to 1779 code for a protein of 580 amino acids.
AUCUUGUUGAAUUAGGAGGAAGGAGUGCCGUAUUAUAUGAUCCGAGAGCUUGGCCUGCUCAAGGGGACAACGCACGACCAUAUCACGUCUCUGGAGAUCGUCAGUCUUGUCAAGGACGAGCUUCACAUGUUCUUCCCUAACGUGGACCGCACGUUGGACGAUGUCAUAUACCCAACAGGGAGCUGUGAAGACGGCCGUGUUUUGCCUGAGCCUGUGAUUCGCAAACUUCUUUACCAACUUCUGGAUGCAGUCGCGUACUGUCACCGUCGUGGAGUUCUACAUCGUAAUCUGAAGCCGAGACAUUUACUCAUCCAGAUGUCGGAACAGGCCAAUCUCAGCGAUGCAACACUGCAGAUCUCAGACUUCGCGCUAGCUCGAGCUACAGGAAUUCCUGGUCAAGCGUAUACUGACGAGGUAGUGACGCGAUGGUACCGUGCUCCAGAGCUCCUGAUGGGUGUGGUAGAGUAUUCUUCGGCAGUUGACAUGUGGUCUGUUGGCUGCAUUUUUGCCGAAAUGAUCCGAGGUGAGGCUCUGUUUACUGGCGUUUCGGAGAUCGAUCAGUUGUUUCAGAUCUUCAGCAAGUUGUCGACCCCCACGUUGGAAACGUGGCCGGGCUUCUCGUCCUUACCAAACUACCAGUUUGAGUUCCCCCACUUUGAACGUAGACCCACGGCGACUCUGUUUCCAGACGCAUCGGAUCUUGGCAUUGAUCUGCUUGCAAAACUGCUGACGUACAAUUCAAACGAGCGGAUUUCGGCCGAAGAAGCGCUUGGCCACCCCUAUUUCUUCGACGUCACGCCUGUAUUCUUUCCGGUGAAGGUCAAGGAUUGCAUGAGCCAGAUGUGGCGCGCAGUGGCUCAAAUGUGGAGUCCUACUCCACAACACUUGGCACUGUUCCACUCGUACCUGCGUCAAACGGAGGCGGAAACCUGGGCUCAGGUCGAGUAUUUGGACCGACAGGAGACACUGACAUCAACACACCGAUCACUGCUUGUUGACUGGAUCAUUGACGUGGUGGAUGUGUUCAAAUUGUCCCCCCGAACUUUUUUUCUUGCUGUCGACUACACCGAUCGCUACCUGGAAUUUGCAACUGUGGGGAAAUCGCAACUUCAAUUGCUCGGGGCGGCCUGUUUGCAUGCUGCGUCAAAGAUGGAAGACUUAACUUAUAUUGGCGUGAGAGAUCUCGUGUUAUGCGCUGACAAUAUCUACACGGCAACUGAAGUGCGGGAAAUGGAAGUGAAAGUGUUGAACACUCUCAACUUCGCACUCCUCGUGCCUACAGCGCUGGAUUUCCUGAACAUCUACGAGCGACUGAUCCCACCUAUUGAGAAGAAGACAUCCAUGUUGGCGCAUUACUUGGUUGAGCUUUCCCUACAAGAGUACCAGUUUCUGAAGUAUUCGCCAUCGGUUGUGGCUACAUGUUGCUUGUCGAGGGCGAUGUACAUGAUCGACGAGGGUCCGAUGUCGAAGGAUCUGGCGAAUGUCUGUCUAUAUAGCUGGUCGGACUUACAAGGCUGCAUGAUGGAGCUCCAAAAGCUGUCCUCAAACGCAUCUUCCAACACUUUUACUACGAUCAAGAAACGGUAUUCAAGGACUGAGUGGCGAACGUUUCUCCACCCGAGUCGUUCAAUAUGGCAUUUUAGCUGUCUGCCUAUCCAUAAGUCAGCUAACCAUUCUUCUCUUUCGUCAUCAGCCCUGAAGCGAAGUGCUUCUACUUUAUAUUGUGGAGUAAAUUUUCUUUUUGUGAUUCACAAUCUUCGUUUUUUUAAUAACAAAUAA